Periconia digitata is the source of this 1583-nucleotide messenger RNA. NCBI's taxonomy places the organism in Eukaryota, Fungi, Ascomycota, Dothideomycetes, Pleosporales, Periconiaceae. The record is from the annotation of a GenBank genome assembly.
CCACAAUGCUUCUCAACGAAGUGCUACCCGUGCUCGCGCAGUACUGGCCUCUUGUCCUCGCAUCUGUCACCAUCGGCUGGCUGCUGAACAAUAAGUUCUCGAGAGGACUGAACAAGUACCCGGGACAUUGGUUGGCAGGUUACACAGACUGGUGGCGGUUCUGGGAUGUGUGGGGAAGAAAUCAUCAGUGGACUGUCAUCGAUUUGCAUCGAGAGCAUGGCGAUAUCGUACGGCUCGGACCCAAUGUCUUGUCCUUUGCAGACCCUCGGGCAAUCAAGGUUAUUUAUGGGUUGAACAAGGGAAUGAUAAAGUCCGACUUCUACCCCGUUCAAAAUGCCGUAUCCAAAGGUCGCCGUCUCCAGUCCCUAUUCUCCACAGUUGACGAGAACUACCAUGCGAAGUAUCGUCGCUGCGUGAACAGUGCUUUCGCCAUGAGCUCCCUCGUCAACUAUGAACCGCUUGUUAGUUCGACCAUGAGUGUUUUCCUCGAUAAGACACAAGAACUAUACGCCAAUACUGGAGACAGUUGCAACUUCAGCCAAUGGUUGCAGUACUUCGCGUUCGACGUCAUCGGAGAUUUAACUUGGAGUAAGCGUUUGGGGUUUGUUGAGGAGAACAGGGACGUGGAUGGUAUUGUUGCAUUUUUGCAGAAGUUUUUGAGCUAUGCUGGACCGAUCGGACAGAUGCCGAUUCUGGAUCUUUUUCUCGAGAAGAACCCUCUCCGCCUCUUUGCACAGCGUAUUGGUCUCAGCAACACGGUGUUUCCAGUCACCCUGUUCGCUCAAAGCCGCUCCAACGAGCGGGCAGGACAGAUUCAUAAGAUCAAGUCCUAUGGGUUGCAGGAAGAACAAGGCAGUACUCGCGGCGUCGACCUGCUUUCCAAGUUUGCACAGGCGGCUUUCGAUCACCCAGAAUUCAUGGAUGACACCAGAAUUCUGACGUCCUGCACUUCGAUGGUUUUUGCAGGGUCCGAAACGACGGCCAUUUCUCUUUCGAGUGUUUUCUACUUUAUAGUGAGGCACCCGCAGGUCUACGCAAAGUUGAUGCAGGAACUAGAUGAUGCCGUCGCCAAUGGAGUAGUGGAAGCAAGGUCCGACAAAACGGUGUCCUGGUCAGAGUCGCAGAAGCUCCCAUACCUGGAUGCUGUUAUCCAGGAGUCAUUCCGGCUGCAUCCUGCUCCCGGGUUGAAUCUAGAGCGCAUUGUACCUCCGCAAGGCAUGGACGUGCUUGGAACGUUUGUCCCGGGCGGGACGAUUAUCGGUUGCAAUGCUUGGGUACUUCACCGCCGGCCUGAAGUGUUUGGUGCAGAUGUCGAUGUCUUCCGACCGGAGCGAUGGAUCGAGGCCAAACCGGAGCAAUUGCGCGUGAUGAAAGCCACGAUGUUCCAGUUUGGUGCUGGCGCCAGAACGUGCAUUGGCAAGAACGUGAGUCUACUGGAGGUGUAUAAGCUCGUGCCGAGUUUCCUCAGGCGGUUCGAGAUUGAGCUUGAGCAUCCUGGUGCGGAAUGGAAGACUCACAAUGCUUGGUUUGUGCGACAGACCGACUUCAAUACUCGAUUCAGGCCACGGGUGGAGUCGCUGUAA